UGCGGGCCGACAUUACGGCAGUGGCCUCCGCGCUUCACGUCCAUCUGCCGCGCCAUGGUCUGCGACGAUGGGCUUCACGGCUCAUCGCCUACACUCCCGCGCAAGUCGCUUCGGAGACUUGCAUCCACGAGGGGUUUCAAAACACACUCGGACUAUACCUGGAUACGUGUAUUUGAGGGUCUCGAACCGUUCGCAGUAGACGCUCCAAGUAAAUUAGUGAGGGUGUCUACCAAUACCAGUGUGGAAGAAGUUAAUAAGAAACUGGGCUUUAGUGAAGAAUUAACGCUAUGGUUACAAAUUGGUGGUGAAAAGUCGAAACGUUUAGAAUUAAAUGAGUGUCCAUUAAAAAUUCAAGAGGUGUUUAUAACAAAUCUUGGAUGGAGAUCAGAAGCACGUCGGUUACGGUUUGCUGUGGAUCCUGAAAUGAGACACAGCAUGCGUUGGUGUGCCGGCCCAGCCGCUCGUUCAAGUGGAAUGUUUCAAUCUGGUACUGUGCAUGUUCUUAAAGGUCACGUUUUUCCACAAUGGAAACCACGUCCAGCGCAAAUAGUUGGAUCACAAUUGCAUAUUUUUGGGACGUCAUGGGAAAUGAUCGAAAUGAGUGGUGGCAGCAUUGAAUUUUGUCAUCCUAAAGCACAGAGAUUAGUAAUAUGCAUUAAGCCUCGUUGCCAAGGUAGCAAUUUGGUUGAUGGAGGAACAAAUCAUUUAUUCCUCGGAUUUAGCACCGUAUGGGAGAGAAAUAUGUGGUUCUGUUGGUUAAAAGAGGCUACACAAAGCACACAACCUCCAAAUGUUUUGGAUCUCAGUGGCGGUGGCAAAUCGUGUCUAGGAAGAGCUCUAGCGCAGCACAGUUCUGAAGGAUUUGCUCUUCGGGUUUUGCGCAUGCGCGGGAAUAGCUUACACUGCCUGCCACCACAGACUUGCUCACUGCAGGCACUGACGCACCUUGAUAUAAGUGAUAACAAGAUAACAGAGUUACCGAAUGAAAUAUGUCGACUGUCACAACUCGAAGAACUCCAAGCUAGCGACAAUGAAUUGAAGUCAUUGGAUUGCGUUCUACGACUUCCCCGAUUAAGAAUAAUUGUAGCCGCACGAAAUAUGAUUACUAAUUUUGGGAUAACUAACACAAGGACGAGUACGGGAGAUGAAAAUAAAUGUGACCACAGAGCACCACUCACAAAUGUCGAUCUUCGCCAUAACAGACUGAAAGGCAGUGUUAUUUUGGGAAAUUAUGAGCAUUUGGUGACGCUGGACGUAUCGUACAAUGCGGUAGAGGUACUAGUAUUGUCAUCCUUACGCGGUCUACGGGAACUUUAUGCGUCUCACAAUGCAAUUCAGCACAUGGCUUUGCACGGUGCAUCACUACGGGUUUUAAAAGCGCCAUUUAAUCAACUGGAGAGUUUGACAACAGCGGUCCCACCGAUAAACUUAGUAGAAAUUGAUUUAUCUCACAACAGAUUAACCUCAUUACCACAAUGGCUCAGUGGUUGUUCGGAUUUGACAAAACUGUACGCGAGCAACAAUCGUCUCUCCUCACUUCCUGAACAUCUAUUCUGUAGUGAACUAUCGAGUCUUAGCCAUUUGCAUUUAGCGCAUAAUAAAAUAUCAACGAUACCUUCGAUGCCCAGGUUAAGAUCACCUUUAAAAGAGCUACUUUUACAUGAUAAUUGUAUACAAGCGCUUCCAGAGAAUUUUUUUUCAGUAUGUGAUCGAUUAGCAGUACUAAAUCUAUCUAAUAAUAGAUUGAGUAGACUGCCACGACUUAGAGGUGUGUCGUCACAUUGUCUAGAGAGGUUGUAUCUAACUGCAAAUUGUUUAAAUGACGAUGCAAUUGAUGUUAUAAUCACAUUUAGAGGAUUAAAAAUAUUACAUAUGGCAUACAAUUGCCUAACGAGUUUGCCUGAAAGUUUUUUCAACUUCUGGCCAGAAAUGGAAGAAUUGGUUAUUUCUGGUAAUUCUCUAACAAAACUCCCGGAUAGUUUACCUCAACUUAACAGCAUAAGGGUUGUGCGGGCACAUUCUAAUAGAUUACGUUCAGUACCUAUGUUUGCCUGCAGCGCUUCCGUAAAAGUUUUAGAUUUCGCACACAACGAAUUAGAUAGUAUUGAUUUAAGACUGUUGGCACCGAAACAGCUAAAAUUCCUGGAUAUUUCUUGUAAUAAGAAACUUCAAGUGGAUGCAUCACAGUUUAAUGCUUAUAAAUCCCAACGUCCGUUAAGUUUAGUGGAUGUUACAGGGCGAAAUACCACAGCGUGGUCUCAAAAAAGUGUUUAUCAUGAAGAACUAAAUGGCACAACCCCUUGGGUCACGGGAUUCUCAGAAUGUCCAAAUAAAUCUCUUCAGUUAUCAUGUGCACAAAUCAGGCUUCCAUCAUAUUGUAAUAAAGAAGGAUUAUUUGCAGUGAUAGAUGGUGAAAACGAUACAGAAGUAACCAAAAUAUUACAGACUUGUUUACCUGGUUUACUUUUAGAGGAAAAAUCUAUUAAAGAAACUGUAAAUGAAUACAUGAAAUACGUUGUCCUAUCUGCUCAUAGGGAAUUAAAGGAAAAAGGGCAAAGAAAAGGUGCUUGUCUCAUUAUGUGUCAUCUAACACCAAUAAAUUCGCCUGACAAUGCAUUUGGACAUACCGCAAGAACUUAUAAUAUGAAAUUGGCAAACGUUGGGGACACGAAAGCUGUUUUAAGCCGAAGAACCGGACCUUUAUCGUUAGGGUCAGAAAAUAAUAAAAGACUCGGCUAUUCUACGCGUUAUCCUAACUCAGUUCCAGACCCAGAUGUUAUACAAACUGUGAUUAAAGAGGACGACGAAUUCCUUAUACUAGCCAAUGGUAAGUUUUGGAGUGCUGUUACAGUCGAUGCUGCAAUCAAUGAAGUAAGGGCUGAACGUAAUCCUGUUUUGGCAGCAAAACGACUACAAGAUUUAGCCCAAAGUUAUGGCACUGAAGAUUGCAUAUCUGUAGUUAUCGUUCGAUUCGACACUGUGCGCUCGGACGUUGAUUUGCUUAUGAGAGAAUUGCGUCAGACAAUCAACACUACAAAACCUGUGUGUCGCUCAGAUUGCUGUUGUUCUCGUUUAGAACCGUGCUGCCAUUCUAUAUCUCCACCUAAAUCCAAUAGUGACCGCUCAUCCCCUAGUGGACAGAGUGAUAGGCCCCUUAGCGAAGCAAUAAGUCAACAACAUUAUGCGAGCGUAAGAUCACACGCCAAAGCUAUAGACAGAAAACCUCGGGGUGGUGUUGCUAGAGCUAUUCGCGUUCGAGUAGAGGAAGAUAAAGAAGAAAAUAGGAAGCAUGAGGACAUUCCCAACUCUGAGGAGCAAUUUAAAUGUUGGGAAUAUAUGCUCGAACAAAACACGCAAAUGUUAUUUGAUAAGGAAUUAGACAAUCUAUCUAAAGGAAUUAAAUCUGAUACCAGCAGUCUUAAAACCAUAAAAGGAUUAUCAGGGAGUAGUCCUCAACUCCACGUAGCUGGGAAGCAAUCAAAACUUCCAUUCCUAUCGAAACACUUCGGCAGUGCAAGAUCUUUUGGCGCUGCUUUGAAACCAGAAUUUCGUUUCGGAUCUGGUCGAAUGCCAAACUGUGGACCUAAUGCUGCUUAUUUUGGUUCGCUUCAACGGCUUAUGCCAUAUCACUUAGAAUAUGAUUUUGCUGUGAUACAAGAGAAAUCUGCCCAAUCUCAGGAUUCUUUAGAUUUAGAGGGACGAAUGCAGCAAUAUUGGGGAGUAGCCACCACAGAGCUAUAAAAAAUGUACAUAUUUAGUUUUCCCUGUAAAUAAAACUUGCCUUAAUUUAGCACAA
Messenger RNA from Zerene cesonia (dogface butterfly), 3796 nucleotides. It is a transcript of the gene Phlpp, whose product is annotated as protein phosphatase PHLPP-like protein. Gene Ontology annotation, cellular component: extracellular matrix; plasma membrane. Lineage: Eukaryota; Metazoa; Arthropoda; Insecta; Lepidoptera; Pieridae. Gene Ontology annotation, molecular function: protein binding. The coding region runs from base 55 to 3741 and encodes 1228 amino acids. The transcript is spliced from 7 exons. The record is from RefSeq and is a predicted model, not a curated record.